Molecule: messenger RNA, 1993 nt
Organism: Cuculus canorus (common cuckoo)
Lineage: Eukaryota; Metazoa; Chordata; Aves; Cuculiformes; Cuculidae
Gene: KLHDC10
Product: kelch domain containing 10
Exons: 9
Coding region: 32-1213 (393 amino acids)
Biological process (GO): positive regulation of stress-activated MAPK cascade
Molecular function (GO): protein binding
Source: RefSeq, a predicted model, not a curated record
GGGGCCUGGUGGCGCCGGGGCGGAAGCGGCCAUGGCGGCGGCCCGGGAGGGCAGCGAGGAGGGAGGCGGCGAUGGGCCGGGCGGCGGCAGCGGCCUCAACCGCUUCGUGCAGCUGCCGGGGCGGCCGCGAUCGGCGGGCCACAGGUCUCCACCAGCAAGAAGUGGCCAUCGUUGUGUGGCCGAUAAUGCCAACCUGUAUGUGUUUGGAGGCUACAAUCCUGACUACGAUGAGUCAGGUGGGCCAGAGAAUGAAGACUACCCACUCUUCAGGGAGCUCUGGAGGUACAACUUCGCCACGGACACCUGGCAUCAGAUGGGCACCGAAGGCUACAUGCCGAGGGAGCUGGCCUCCAUGUCACUGGUGCUGCACGGCAACAACCUGCUGGUCUUCGGGGGCACUGGCAUCCCCUUCGGGGAGAGCAACGGCAACGACGUCCACGUCUGCAACGUCAAGUACAAACGAUGGGCUCUGCUCAGCUGCCGAGGAAAGAAACCCAAUCGGAUCUAUGGGCAGGCCAUGGCCAUCAUCAAUGGCUGUCUGUACGUGUUUGGAGGAACAACCGGUUACGUUUACAGCACCGACCUACAUAAGCUGGACCUCAACACCAGAGAGUGGAUCCAGCUGAAGCCAAACAACAUGUCCUGUGACAUGCCGGAGGAGAGGUACAGGCAUGAGAUCGCACACGAUGGUCAACGGAUUUAUAUCCUGGGAGGUGGAACUUCCUGGACAGCAUAUUCCUUAGAUAAGAUCCACGCGUACAACCUUGAAACCAACACCUGGGAGGAAAUUGCCACGAAGCCUCAUGAAAAAGUUGGCUUCCCAGCAGCCAGAAGGUGCCACAGCUGCGUUCAGAUCAAAAAUGACGUAUUUGUUUGCGGUGGCUAUAAUGGAGAAGUGAUUCUGGGAGACGUUUGGAAGCUGAACCUGCAGACAUUCCAGUGGGUCAAGCUCCCUGCCGCCAUGCCGGAACCCGUGUACUUCCACUGCGCCGCUGUCACACCGGCUGGCUGCAUGUACGUUCAUGGAGGGGUGGUCAACAUCCACGAGAACAAACGGACUGGCUCGCUCUUUAAAAUGUGGCUGGUGGUGCCCAGCCUGCUGGAACUGUCCUGGGAGAAGCUCCUCGAGUAUUUCCCUCACCUCGCAACUCUCUCCCGCUCUCAGCUCUUGCACCUCGGACUGACGCAGGGACUCGUCGAGCGACUAAAAUGAGGCCCCUGCAUGCUUCCAUCCGGGACACAGUACGUUCCAGGAGCCCUCUCCCACCCCCUAUUUAUGGAUACCGUGGAUGGUCUCGUUAAGAAGAUGGAGGAACCCGCUCAACGCCUUACUCUGCAAAUGCAUCGAUGCCUUUCUAGGAAUUUUUACUUUAAGUUGUUGAAAAAUUGACUUUUAAUUUAUCUCUAAAUUACACCGUUACUCAGAAACGCUCUCUGGGAUGAAUCCGUAACAUCCAAGCCAGCCCACCCUCAUCAGCGCUUGCUUGUGGCUUCAUGGAGGAAGCAGCGGGAGCUCUGUGAGCACCUGAGCCCGUGUUUACACACGGCACAUCUGGCUCAAGGCUCACAGUGAGGCCUGUUCUGCUUGGGGUGGCGCUUCCUCCCGCUAACGCACAGCCGAACUCUCCCGCUGUCCAAGUGAGAGCUCCUCCCGCUCGAAGGCUUUGCAUGCGUUUCACGGGCAUGUUCCCACCUUGCGCUGAGCUUCGGAAGACGGCUGGAACGUCACGUGGGGUGGUGAGCAAAGCUUUGCCUCUGCCACUGCUCUUGGUUUGAAACGCCCUGCGGCCGCGUUCCUCACCUUUUCAUAUUGAAAGGCUCACUUGGAAGACCGGUGACAAGUUGCCACUCAAUGGACUACUGUGUAGUUUGCUCCGGGUGGUGACUGGGGAGGGAAAAAGCUUUUGCUGAGGCUUUUUAACCCCUUCUGCUCACGUCCACUGCAAAAAAAACCCCACGUCACCCUGUAGAUUUCAGAGCUGUCAUCUUCAAA